Molecule: messenger RNA, 2683 nt
Organism: Macaca mulatta (Rhesus monkey)
Lineage: Eukaryota; Metazoa; Chordata; Mammalia; Primates; Cercopithecidae
Source: RefSeq, a predicted model, not a curated record
CUGACCUUAGGAGAUCCACCUGCCUCGGCCUCCCAAGGUGCUGGGAUUGCAGGCGUGAGCCACUGUGCCCGGCUGUCCUUUGUUUUCACUUGCUCUUCAAUUGCUUGCUUAGGAGAUGAAUAUGUAUAUAUGCACGUGUGUGUAUCUCGGCAAAGUCCCCUGUCGUAGGCAGGAUAAGGGCCCCCUGAAAGAUGUGCACGUCCUGGUCCCUAGAACCUGUGAAUAUGUUACUUCCCAAGGCAAAAGAACUGAGUGUGGUGAGGUUUUGGAUCCUGAGAUGGGGGGGAUUCCUGGAUUAUAUGUGGUUGGCCCAGUGUGAUCACAAGAGGCAGAAGGGUCAGAGUCCUGUAAGGAGUAUAAGGAGAUUUGACGACAAACCCAGAGAGACGAAGAUGUCUUACUGCUGGCUUGAAGAUGGAAGAAAGAAAAGUAGGUGGCAUCUAGAAGCUGGAAAUUGUCCUCAAACGUCCUCCCCAAGAGCCUCAGGAAGGAACCCACACUACUGAAACUUUCCCUUAGGACUUCUGACCUCCAGAACUGUGAGAUAACACGUUUGCAUUGUCUCAAGCCACUAUGGGGGUGGCAGUUUGUUAAAGCAGCAGUAGGUAACUAAUGUAGCCACAGCAGAAUUUUAAAAUAGUAAUAGCAGGCACUAGGCCUUGCUAAUGUCCACACUUGCUGGAAUGAUCUGGGUUGCCUGUCUCCCUACUCAGCUGUUUACACUUACCGUUAUCAUACCCAUUUUGUAGAUGAGGCUGCCAGGCUUGAGAGAACCACCACUACCUGGUUGAAGAGGGGAGGGGCAGCUCAGCAUUGGCCUCUGCAGCGCGGAUCUCCCGGCCAGGCUCUCAGCUGUCAGGUGAGUUCACCUCACACCUCCCAGGAGACACGGACAAUGGCAGUGAAUGGAGCCAGGAGGACCCGGAGUGUGGGCUUGCCACUGAGAAGCUGAGGCCAGGAAUCCUACAACCAGAACUCUGUGCCCCAGGAUGGAGGCUCUGGCCCAGAAGGCUGGGCAGGGAGGAAUCUCCACGGCCGAUGCCCGGGGUGCCUCUGGGGCCUGGGAGAAGAGGCCCGAGGAGCCGAGGCCCCUCGAACAGGACCGAACUGGGAGCCGCCCCACUCAAAAGGGGGACCUGCGUGGAGGGAUGGCGGACGGUAGGACGACUCCCCCAGGUGGGGGCUCCCAGGGCUGCAACCUCAGGGUGAGCCCGGGCUCGGGGAUCAGACCCCUCGUGCGGGAGCCGCGCAGCCCCACCUCUUCUCAGGACCCUGAGCUAGUUACCCGCGAGGGGCUGCAGGCCGGGGAGGACCCCUGUGGGAGCCCGGCGCGUGGCAGGGACUGUAGCAGGAACUCCUGCCUGGCGCGGCAUCGCGGGGUGCCCGCUGGGGAGACGCCACCCGUGUGUGACCCCUGUCCGGAGCGGCUCCAGAACUGCCCCCGGACUCAACUGUGUGAGGUCCACACGGACUGUUGGCCGUGCCAACUGGGGACGGGCGCUCCGACCUGCCCGAGGACCCCAAAGCCGACCUCCCGCGGGAGGAGCCCCUCGGUGGAGCAGCCCCAGGCUUGCGCGUGCGGAGAGGCCUUUGCGUGGAGGGCCCUGCGGAUCCCCCAGGAGCGGCUACAGGCGAUGGAGGAGCCCGGUCCGUGUGCCCGGUGCGGGAAGCGCUUCCGCCCCAACCAGCAGCAGCAGACGGGCAAGGGCCCCCCAGUGUGUCCUGAGUGCGGCCAAACCUCGCGACCUCGCCCGGGUGUCCCCAACCCCCCGGCCCAGCGGCUGUACGCUUGCGACGAGUGUGGCAAGGCCUUCACGCGCACCUCCAGCCUGCUGCAGCACCAGCGCAUCCACACGGGCGAACGGCCCUACGAGUGUGCCGAGUGCGGCAAGGCCUUCGUGCGCUGCUCCGGCCUGUACCGCCACCAGAAGACGCACUCGGCCGAGCGCCACCGCCGUGGCCCAGUCCUGGCCCGGCGCGCCUUCCGGCUGGGGUGCCCGCCCUGCGGGGACUGCGGCGAGCGGAGUCCCCGACGGGGGUCGGGAGCCGGGGAGAAGCCGUACGAGUGCGCCGACUGCGCCAAGGCCUUCGGGCUGUUCUCGCACCUCGUGGAGCACCGGCGUGUGCACACCGGCGAGAAGCCCUACGCUUGCCCCGAGUGCGGCAAGGCCUUCAACCAGCGCUCGAACCUGAGCCGGCACCAGCGCACGCACAGCAGCGCCAAGCCCUACGCGUGCCCACUGUGCGAAAAGGCCUUCAAGGGCCGCUCGGGCCUGGUGCAACACCAACGCGCGCACACCGGCGAGCGGCCCUACGGCUGCCCCGAGUGCGGCAAGACCUUCCGCGGCUGCUCCGAGCUGCGCCAGCACGAGCGCCUGCACUCGGGCGAGAAGCCCUAUAUCUGCCGCGACUGCGGCAAAGCCUUCGUGCGCAACUGCAGCCUGGUGCGCCACCUGCGAACGCAUACGGGCGAGCGGCCCUACGCGUGCGGGGAGUGCGGCCGCGCCUUCAGCCAACGCUCCAACCUCAACGAGCACCAGAAGCGGCACGCAGGCCGCGCCGCGCCUUGACCACCGGGAGCCGACGCUUCGCCCAAGCGAACCCUGCGUCGAGGAGGGGCCUUUGUCCCCGAAAACCCACUGUUUGUAACCUUGAUUAAACUUCACUUUGUACACAUGGCGUC